AUGGGCAAAUCGAACGACGGUCGUGGGAACACCACGACGGGCCUUAACACGGCGUCACCUUCCUUUUCGGAGAUCCCGUUAGACGGCGCCGUGCCCCGCACCGAAGGAAUCUGCGAGAGUCAACCCCUUCAGAUCGAUGUAGAGGUGCUUGGCCGUCAACGGCCCGCCAUCUUCAAGACGAGAUGGGCCGAGCUUGGGUUUUGCUUCUCCCUAUUGGGUUCCAUAUUCAUGGGCGAAUACUUCGUUAGUGGAUUCCACAUCGUGCUUCCCCCAUUGGCCGCCGCUCUGGAAAUCCCUAAAAACUCCCAAACAUGGCCAUCCAGCGUUUUCUCCCUCGUCACCGGCGCAUGUCUGCUCCCGCUAGGCCGCGUCGGUGAUAUGUACGGCGGCGACGUCCUCUACACCGGCGGCAUGGCAUGGUUCUUCCUCUGGUCCCUCGUCGCGGGCUUCAGCAACAACUACACCCAGCUCGUCGUCUUCCGCGCCAUGCAGGGUCUCGGCUGCGCCGCCUGCCUUCCCGCCGGCAUCAUGCUCCUCGGUAAAAUCUACCGCCCGGGCCCCCGGAAGAACCUGGUCUUCGGAAUUUACGGCGCUUCCGCCCCGAUUGGCUUCUUCUUCGGCAUCCUCUUCGGAGGAGCUGCGGGGCAGUAUCUUACCUGGAGGUGGUACUUUUGGCUGGGCGCCAUCUUCCUCGCUGUUGUGUGCGCCAUAUCCUUCCUCACCGUGCCUCGAGAUAAGCGCGACAAGAACGGUCCCGAGAUUAAGAUGGAUUGGCCGGGGGCGCUGACCAUCGUUCCGGGUCUUGUUCUGUUCGUUUAUGCGUUGACGGAUAGCUCUUCUGCACCGAAGGGCUGGGCAUCUCCGCACAUCAUCGCUACUUUUGUCAUUGGUGUCGUCUUGCUUUGUUUGGCCGUCUACAUUCAAGGAUGGGUUUCCAAGAACCCGCUCUUGCCGGCGGCCCUUUUCUCACCCAAGGAUAUGAAGCCGCUCGUGUUUGCCUUGUUUCUUUCGUACGGUUCCUUCGGUGUCUUCCUCCUGUACUCAAGCUUCUACAUCGAACUUGUCAUGCACCAAUCUCCCAUAAUAACGGCAGUAUGGUACAUCCCCAUGGUCCUCGGCGGCUUAACCAUCGGCAUGUCGGCCGGUUUCACUCUGCAUCUGCUCCCCGGCCGCAUUCUCCUUAUCAUCGCAGGCACAGCUCUCACAAUCUGCCCUCUCCUCUUCGCCAUCAUGCCCGAAGGAGUCGGGUACUGGCCCUACGUCUUCCCCUCCAUGAUCGCAUGCACAGUAGGCAUCGACAUCACCUACACAGUCACCAACGUCUUCAUCACCACGAACCUACCCGCACGAUAUCAAGGCCUCGCUGGCGCCAUCAUCAACAGCGUCGUCUUCUUGGGAAUCAGCUUCUUCCUCGGUAUCGCCGAUAUUGGUGUCGGUGCCACCAGCCACUUGGGCUUGAGGAAGAGCUACAAGACCGGGUUCUGGAUCGCCGUUGGGCUUGCCGGCGUGGCGACUUGCUUUUUCGCGUGCAUGAAGAUUGGACAUGCGAAGAGCGACCUGACGCUCGAGGAGAAGGCUCAGCUCGAGGAGGAGUUGAUGAGGCAGCGGGAGCUGGCGGCGCAGGGUGGGCUCGAGUCUGCGCGCGAAUCCCGGUCGGUGCUUGGAUCGGGGACGGCGAUGGCGGUGGCGGCGGAGGGGGCACCGGCGUCUGAUUCGCAAGCGGAGAAGUCAGGUUGA
Scedosporium apiospermum is the source of this 1737-nucleotide messenger RNA. Its product is annotated as Major facilitator superfamily transporter. The coding region runs from base 1 to 1737 and encodes 578 amino acids. Gene Ontology annotation, biological process: transmembrane transport. Gene Ontology annotation, molecular function: transmembrane transporter activity. The record is from RefSeq and is a predicted model, not a curated record. NCBI's taxonomy places the organism in Eukaryota, Fungi, Ascomycota, Sordariomycetes, Microascales, Microascaceae. Gene Ontology annotation, cellular component: membrane. The transcript is spliced from 3 exons.